Messenger RNA from Orbilia oligospora ATCC 24927, 681 nucleotides. RefSeq lists its product as uncharacterized. The record is from RefSeq and is a predicted model, not a curated record. The transcript has 3 exons. Lineage: Eukaryota; Fungi; Ascomycota; Orbiliomycetes; Orbiliales; Orbiliaceae. The coding region runs from base 1 to 681 and encodes 226 amino acids.
AUGAGUGCCUUUCCGCCAGAUGACAUCCCAGAUGAUGAUUACCCACAGGGUUCUCCAUAUUUGCAAAAACAAUUGCAAGAGCCCUGCACUAUCAAUGAGGCAGCACCAGUACCAUUGAAUUUCACCUCGAACUCUUACGGAGCCUCCGAAGAGAUCCCCGAUACUCCGAGCAGAUAUGCUGGAAAAUCCAUACGCCCAACCAGCGGCCGACCAAUGAAGGUCAAUUACCUGACGAACAAUCUACCUUCAUCUUAUCGUCCGAAAUAUAAAUACAUGAGAUCUACUGCCACUUUUGUCAUUCACAAUGCGCCCGACUCGAGGUUCGGGGAUCGAAAAUUCGAAUGGGAGUAUGACGACAGGGUCUGGUUGCCCGACGAAGGCAUCUUCAUUUACUAUUUCACACCGCCCCCAGAACUUGAUCUCGAGGAAUAUGGCCGACUCGAGUUAAAAGAAGACGAUGUAGGCCCUUGUAUCAAACCAGAAGUUCGAUGUUUUGGCGUUCGUACGUUUGAGAAUGUGAAUUCCGGGGCUCUGUGGGUUCGAAAAAGCUACAGACUGGAUUUCGACACCCUGGAAUGGCACUACGAGCUCCAACUGGUGGCGGGCACAGCCCGUGAAAACAUUACUUGGGAGGCUGAAUCUCGACUUCUAUCUAAAUCUAUCUGGAAACUCCACCGCUAA